UUCAAAUCCAAAACGUUCCCUCUCAAAUCUCUCGCACCCAAAGUUUCCAAUUCUCACUCGCAUUUGGAUCUCACUCGUGAAACCCAAUGAAUUCUCACAACAUCCAAGCGGGAGAAGCAAAUCCAAAUAAACAAUGGUCCUUGCAAGAUUUCGAGAUCGGAAAACCCCUCGGGAAAGGAAAAUUCGGCCGAGUUUAUCUUGCUAGAGAAGCCGAGAGCAAGUACAUAGUGGCUUUGAAGGUGAUAUUCAAGGAGCAAAUCGAAAAGUACAGAAUUCAACACCAGCUGAGGAGAGAGAUGGAGAUUCAAACCAGCCUUCGGCACCCGAAUAUAUUGCGACUCUAUGGGUGGUUCCACGAUGCUGAACGCAUUUUCUUGAUACUCGAAUAUGCUCAUGGUGGCGAGCUUUAUGGGAAGCUUAGGAAAAGCGGCCAUCUUUGUGAGAACCAAGCCGCCACCUACAUUUUGAACCUCACGCAAGCAUUGGCGUAUUGUCAUGAGAAGCAUGUGAUUCAUAGGGACAUCAAGCCAGAAAAUCUGUUGCUUGAUCACGAGGGACGAUUGAAAAUUGCAGAUUUUGGAUGGUCUGUACAGUCGAGAAGCAAGAGACACACCAUGUGUGGAACUUUGGAUUAUUUAGCACCAGAAAUGGUGGAGAAGAAGGCUCAUGACUACGCCGUUGAUAACUGGACUUUGGGUAUCCUUUGUUAUGAGUUCCUUUAUGGUGUCCCUCCAUUUGAGGCUGAAAGUCAGAGCGAUACCUUUAGAAGGAUAAUGAAGGUUGACCUGAGCUUCCCUUCCACUCCUCAUGUUACUGAAGAAGCCAAGGAUCUCAUUCUUCGGCUUCUGGUGAGGGACUCCUCAAAACGGCUCUCUCUUCAGAAGAUCAUGGAGCAUCCUUGGAUAGUCAAGAAAGCAAAUCCUACGUGAAUUUGCAGUAACUAAGAGUUUAAACUUUUGAUCUGAUUCCCCAUGGCUUUGAGAAACUGGUAUGGUCGAAUUCUGCUUCUAAUGGCAUAAUUUGUAGGCAAAUGAAGCAACUUCCAGAGUUCAUCAUUGUAAUCUCCAAUCUGCCUUCACACUAUGCUAUACUCAAUGACUCUGAAGCAUUGAUUUACAAAACAAAGCUCGAGUCUCGUGUAUGAUACCAUUUGUAUAUGAGAGUAUGUUCUCCUUCUAGAUUAGUGUAGGUAACAACCAUUGUUUAGAUAAUUGGAUGUUUGAAUCAACUUCCUGCAUGUGUUGUUGCAACCAUUGAAUUAUCAUUUCAAAUGUAAAUCACGAGUUAAUCUUGCCAGAUU
Juglans microcarpa x Juglans regia is the source of this 1300-nucleotide messenger RNA. Its product is annotated as serine/threonine-protein kinase Aurora-3. Bases 87 to 929 code for a protein of 280 amino acids. Gene Ontology annotation, cellular component: spindle microtubule; spindle pole centrosome; chromosome passenger complex. Gene Ontology annotation, biological process: mitotic spindle organization; protein phosphorylation; regulation of cytokinesis. NCBI's taxonomy places the organism in Eukaryota, Viridiplantae, Streptophyta, Magnoliopsida, Fagales, Juglandaceae. Gene Ontology annotation, molecular function: protein kinase activity; ATP binding. The transcript is spliced from 6 exons. The record is from RefSeq and is a predicted model, not a curated record.